AUGUGCGGCGAGCCGCCGAGCAUCGUCCGGCGAAGACAGGCCUCCGAGCCCCCGCUCGUGCGGCGCGAGGCGGAGUUCGACAGGCAUAGGAACGAGGCCUACGAGAGGCGGCUGCAGGCGGGCCAGGCGGAGCUGGAGGCGUCGAAGAGACCCUCCGCGCCCGUGGCGCCCGCGAGCCCAUCGUGGCUGGCCACUCAGUCCAUGGACCUCGACUGCGAGAAGAUGAACGAGGUGAUGCUGGCGCUCCAGCCGGUGUGCCCCUCCGAGGACUCGCUGACGAGCACGCGCCAGCCCUCGUCGCCCGGGCAGAGCACGCGGCAGUACUCGGGCGGGGACGUGCGGAGCACUGCCGACGAACAGGAGACUUCGAGGAGUUCGGCUACCACCAGCUGUGGAUGCAGGGCUGCCUCGCCCCGGCGCACGUGA
Molecule: messenger RNA, 426 nt
Organism: Prorocentrum cordatum
Lineage: Eukaryota; Dinophyceae; Prorocentrales; Prorocentraceae
Source: the annotation of a GenBank genome assembly